Molecule: messenger RNA, 2142 nt
Organism: Neoarthrinium moseri
Lineage: Eukaryota; Fungi; Ascomycota; Sordariomycetes; Amphisphaeriales; Apiosporaceae
Exons: 5
Coding region: 1-2142 (713 amino acids)
Source: RefSeq, a predicted model, not a curated record
AUGAGUUAUGGCCCACUUCAAAGCAGCAUCGAUCCGUUCGAUAGCGAGCCCCGUAUGGCCCCUACCACCUACCAGAGCGUGCCAUCGUUGAGCGACCGCCCUGGACGAGGCGUCUCGCACGAAUCGGUGAUCGAGAUGAAAACAGUCAACUCCCAGUCGAGUCUAUAUCGUGUGACAGUUCGCGACCCCGACGUAGAUUCUCUCGAUGAAACCAUGCUGAACAAAACCCAUCAACCUGACGUUGUAACCGACCGAUCUACGGUAUGGAUGGGAAACUCGCGGUGGAAUCUGAUCCCAGACCUCCUAUGGCUGCUUCUUCCUAUCAUGUUCUUCGGCGAACUACAAGAACGGCCAGAGUCUCCGUGGGCAAGCAAGGUCGUUCUUGCUUCGACCAUAGCACCAUCGAUCUGGCCUUUGAUCUUCUCCGCAAUUGUGGGCGGUACUUUGAAAGCGUUUGCUGAUUGGAAAGUUGAAAGAGGGUUGAGUUUAGGUACUUUAGAGCAAAUCAUGGGCUCCCGGACACUGGCAAACACGUUCGUCACCAGUUUCAAUAUGAGAGUUUUCGGGUUACCGACAAUUCUGCUUAUCGCCCUUUGGUCCUUCAAUCCACUAGGAUCUCAGGCUUCAUUUCGAAGUGUGUACCUCGAGCAAAGAUCAGACACGGGUACGGGAACAAUCAACUACUACAGUCACAACUUUACUGAGCAGGGAAGUUCCGGUCUAGAGGGAUCGUCCAGUUGGAACUCGAUGAGGUCCCAGAUACGCGCCAUCUACAACUCGGCGCUGUUCGACCUGAGUUCGGGACUGCAGUUCUCAAAAAGUACAAGCGAUGACUAUGAGCUCAUACUUGCCCGGCUUGGAGGAAUGGACGCAGCGAUAGCGCGUGGAUCAAUGGAUCCAUGGGGGAAUGUUCGAACGCCUAGUCUCCGUCGAGUCCCAGGCUAUGACCCAGAUGAUCCUGAGCGUUGGCUGGAUGUCCCCCCUGAACAGACUACCAUUGGUGCGGCUAGUCUCAUAGGUUCCGUUGUUCGGGGCAUUCCCCUCGACUUUACUGGAUCUACAGCAUUCACCAUGGGAACAAACUACCAUGAGUUUUCGUGCACAUCCGGUGACCUACUCACGCAGCAAACCAUGCCUGAUUGGAUGGAAGCAAACUAUAAGAAUAUGAUGUUCCACUAUAAUAAGUCUCUGGAUAUAUCUCAGCCUAACGCGUUCUUAACCCUGUUGCCUAGCGGCUCAGGCGGAAUAUCAACUUUUUUCAUCGAUCUCUUACGGGAAAACUCUUCGACACAAUGGCCACAACCACCACGGACAUUAAUGUUUGGCUCUCGAGCAUCCGAUGACGGCAAUUACUUCGUCACAAACUGUAAAGAGCAUCUCGUCUACGUUGAUGUCAACGUAACCUGUGCAUCGAAUGGCCCUAGCAGCCGGGCGCAGUGUAAUGUCUUCGGCAUCAGACAGAUGCCCGCUGCACUGCAGCCAGAUUUACGCGCCGACGCAUUCAGCAGUAUUAUGUUGUACAACAAACUAGAGAUGUUGGACCCAUCAGGACACCCUGGUCAGGCAUCGCUCACAGAGCUUUUCAUGCAAGAUCCGCCAAGAUUCUUCGUGAAUGGGGGAAAUUUUAUAGGGAUUGCGUCCAACAUCAGCAACCUAUCAGCGGACGUGUUCUCGGACCGUUGGACUCUUAUGUUCAAUACGAUAUACGACGCUUCGAGACACCUAACCGCAACCAUCGGCGGUGACAUCUUCGACGUUAGUGAGGCCAAGAUAAAAAACGUUACGUCGGCCACUCAGUUUCCGAUAGCCUCCGUGUACGUUAUCAAUGUUCCUUGGAUGGUUGUAUACUUCGUAUCUAGCACGAUCAUGUUGAGUGCGGCUGUCAUUACCAUAGCUUUCCGUGCUCUAUGUCGUGCUCCGGAGAUAUUGGGCUUCGUCAGCAGUCUGACAAGAGAUUCGCCAUAUUUCAGAGACUGGGGUGCCGAAACGAAUUCAACGGACAGUGGUACGAGACGCGCAAGACGGCUCGGUAUGGUGAAGGUUAUGGUAGGCGAUGCCAACCCCGGCGGGGAUGUCGGGAGGAUGUCGUUCAUACCCGCCACAGAUCCGAGCCGCUUGAAGGUUGCCAGACCCUACGACUGA